Molecule: messenger RNA, 4448 nt
Organism: Dromaius novaehollandiae (emu)
Lineage: Eukaryota; Metazoa; Chordata; Aves; Casuariiformes; Dromaiidae
Gene: C27H1orf116
Product: chromosome 27 C1orf116 homolog
Exons: 3
Coding region: 1441-2769 (442 amino acids)
Cellular component (GO): cytoplasm
Source: RefSeq, a predicted model, not a curated record
CCGCGGGGAGCGCAGAGGCAGGGCCGGAGCUCUGGAGGAGGGACGCUGGGCAGCGGCUCCCUCCCACCCAAAAACGCUCUCCGCAGGCGCCGGGGCAGCACCCCGGAGACCCCGCGUGAGGCUGCACCGUGCCAAACGCCGGGCAACCCCUGCCCCGGGGCGCUGGCGGUCCUGCGGCUCUGCCCCACGCUCGUCAGCGAGGCAGCAGCCCUAGAGCCGCUGCAAGGUCUCCCUGGGGAGCCCGGCCGCCCCAGCUGCUGCAAGGUCUCCCUGGGGAGCCCGGCCGCCCCGAGGUGUCUUCAGAUGCAGAAGCAGAUAGUCCGGGCAUGGGGCAGGAGCAGCCCGCGGUUCCCUGCGAGGCAUCAGACUCGCCGGAUAACUGGGUCAGACUGGCUCCAGCCAGGGUGACUUCACCUGGAAGAGACACUGAGCCCUGCUCCUCCCCGGCUGAUGAGAGAUUAAUUUAGUUGCUAAGGCAGAGAUGAAUUCAGGCCAUGGGUGUAGGUGCGUAAUUUUUCACUAUCUGGCCAUUAAAACUUGUUUGUCUCCAAACACUGAUUCCAAGAUUGAUGGACUAAUUAUAUCCUGUCCGACUUGGAGCGUAAUUGGUAUCUGCUAGUGCAAUUCUCAGUCCUGAACAGGUUUUCCAUUUGAUAUAUUGCAAACUAGAAACAACCCCCUACAAAAAUUAUUAGGGAUGGACAAACUGGUUGCGAUACUGCACAGUGCAAGAUCCAGAUAGACGUCUCUCUGCAAAACAACCCCACCUGCGACAAUUUCUUCCCCAUGCUUGUUGAUCUGAUGCAACUCCAUCCUUUCCAGGACUCCAGUUUUUCCAUGCUAUAUUGUACGUACUGCCCUGUGACUUGGCCCUUCUACACCAGUCACAUCUCAUCAUACUUGAAAUACAACAAAAAUUAAACAGAGUCUUGCUGCGCUCCUUUAAAACCUGGGGUAUCUCAAAGCACCAGGAGAGGGACCAGCACCCGCAGAAGAAGCUUCGGUGUUUGGGAUGUUUAGAGAAGCUUCUGUAAUUCAGCGUAGCUGCUCAGUACGGAUGACAAUACCCGUAGACCAUCGACGUUACUAGUCUGCUCAUAUUUCAAAGUAAAGAACUAAAAAGUGAAGGCCGAGCUUUCAAGUUAAGAACAACCUGUUGUCUGAUGCUCACAGUAGGGUAAUAUAAAAAUGUCUCUAAGUGUGAUUUUUUUAGAGGAAGCUGUCUAUAGCUACAGGCUGCAGCUAUGGCUGCAAGUACCAGGUUUUGAACAGUCAGUGGCUACGUCCUGGGGUGAGGAGCUGUGUCACAGGUCUCCCCUUAAUUGCCAGGGCUGCGAAUAGCAAGACACCUGCACGUCUCCUCUCUGCACUGCUCCUUUCCCUCUUUUUCAGAGCGAUAACAGUUAUGACUACUUAUCUGUGGAAGAGAAAGAGUGUCUGAUGUUCUUAGAAGAAACUAUUGGCUCCCUGGACGCAGAAGCGGACAGCGGGGUCUCCACGGACGAGACCGACUCCGCGGAGCCUGGGACACGGCCCAGGAGAGACUCCGCUCCCCGGGGUUUGGAAAACGGGGCUCCCGCGCAGGGCGUAGGGCAGCGGCGUGCAGCCGAGCAGAAGGGCCAGCAGACAGCGAGCGCCUUCUCCAGCCCCGCUCCGGCCGCGGGUUCGAGCCCGGGCUACUACAGCCUUCCGAGGAACAUCGCUGCAGCGAGGGCCAGCAACGCUUCCGACGGCAAAGCGACCGCCCGCCCCACGGGGGACCCGGCACCGGCACACGGACCCCCGCGGGAGAUGGCCGAGGAGGAGAGGAUGGAUCGAGCCGGCACAAGCGCUCCGGCCAAGCCGCCGGGCUUGACGUCCAUCCCACCGCCCGAGGCUUUCCAGGACGUCCCGGCGGUGCGCGGGGGGCUGAUGCCCAGCGAGGGCUCGGGUGCCGGCGGGGAGCCGGCACAGCCCCAGACCGCAGUGCCGGACCCCGGCACGGGGAGGGAGAGCGCGGCUGCCGCUCGGGGCCAGCCGGAGAAACCGGCAUCCGAAGAGGACUCGGAGGCCAAGCGCGGGCCCCCGACUGCCCCCAAGCCGAGGAAGCUGCCGCCGAAUAUCAUCCUGAGAACCAGCAGGAACAGCCCGGUGCCGCUCGCCCCGGAGCCCGGCCACAGGGCAAAGUCGCCGUCCCCGGCACCCGCCGGCUGUGCCACCGCGGAGCGGGCGAGCCCGGGACGCCUGGACCCCCAGGAGAGGGAGAAGGCCCGGCGGGAGGCACUGGAGAAGCUGGGGCUCCCGCGGGACGAGAGGGAGCCCGGCACCCCCCCGAAAGCUGCUCCUGCACCCAAACCCAAAGAGGCGCCGGGGGCCGCCGGGGACCCCCACGAGGCGCUCGCCGGCUCGCUGCCGCGGGUCGCUCCGGGCGCCCGGCACGUCGCCUUCAAGUCCAACACGCUGGAGCGCUCCGGCGUGGGGCUCAGCAGCUACAUCUCCGGCAAGGAGCAGAGCGCCAAGAGCAGCAGCUCCCUCGGCAAGAUGUCCUUCAUCGAGAGGAUCGCGCCGAGCUUCCUCCGGAGCAGCCGCCCUCGCCCGGGGUCCCUGGGGACGGGGAGGGACUUCGCCGGCCUCGCGGAGCACCGCGAGCCGGAGAAGGGCGGCAAGCGGCGGUCCCAGGCGCUGCCCGGCUCCUCCAAGGCGGCCGUCAGCGUGAAGAUCUCCCCGCGGGGCACCGCCGCGGAGCACCGCCGCGAGGCCCUCAGGAAGCUGGGCCUGCUGAAGGACUAGCGCUCCCGCCCGGCACCCCCGCGCCCAUCCCGCGGGACCGCCCCGGCCGACGGGGUCCCCUGCACCAGCGUCCCGGCGGGGGACGGACCGGGGCUCAGGGCGCUGCCAGAGGCAUCCGGAGCCUCGUGCCAAAUAAAGCCGCGUCCCCUGCGCAUCACGCCUCGUACGCAGCACGUGCACACGAGUUACGUGCAGCAGCAGGACGCACCUUCUCCUAUACGGUCUCCAGGGCAUCCGGGGGUUGCCGCGGUGGGGAUGCAACGAACUCUGGGUCUGGGCUUACCUUAACGGUCACCUGUGGACAGAGCAUCUGCAAAGAGCCAUGGGACGCUCCCGCGCGCGCCGCGAUGCUGCGGCGGGUUUCCCUGCUCACCUGCCCCCAAAUCCCGGGGGCUGACCUGCACCCCGAAAGCCCAGCAGCACCGUGGGAGCCGGCGGGGGCUCGCGGCGACGCUGCCCCCGGCCUCCUGCCGCCCCACAGCCCCGCUGUCCUCCUCGGAGACGGGAGACGCAGGGACUUUGGUGCAGCGAAGAAGCGGCAGAUCGUGUUACGCAGCAGAACCCGAACUGCUGCCCAAAGCGGGGGAGAGAUGAAAACUUGAGGCAACGCUAACUAUUUUGUUCCCUUUCAAACUCUCCUCCUAUCUAUUUUUUAAUACCCGGCUGAUGCUGUCGGAUUUUACGCUGUGCACCUUUUGCAACGAAGGUGGGGUUUAUUCCUGUAAUAAACUCUUAGGUGAUCAGAAAGCGACUGUCGGGUACAGACCUACCUUGCGCUGCAGCCAGCGGUCCGGCCAGGUCGAGCCAAGGAGCUUCAACCCGAAACGCGCUUUGCGGCGGGCGGGCGGGCGGGCGAGGACCGCCGGCGGGGCGGGAGCUGCCGGUGCCGGUCCGGGCGCGUCGGGCUGGCCGAAACCUGCCGGCUGGGGAGGCAGCUCGCACGCGAAGCCAUGCGCGGGAGCGGGCAGUAAAGCUUCGGUCACGACAUGCAUGCACCCGUGAGCGAACUGCCCCGGAGCCAGGCAGGCUGCACCGCACCGGCGGCUGCCGGGAGCCACGGCUGCCCCGCAACAAGCAUCAGCACAGACACAGAGGAAACACCCGGCUUGGUGUUUUGCACGGACUAUGUAUCUGCUGCGCUGGCUCAGCCGUGCCGCUUCCACGUCUGCACGAGUUUGUCAAGACCUGCUCACCCAAGGAGCAGCACUGGUGCACCCGCCUUUCAGGAGCAAGCGCCGAGGCAGAGGUGAAGCGAAGCUGCAGCCCGCGGGUCCUUCCACCCUGGGCAAGAGCUGCAUCCUCACCGGACGGAGAGCCCCAGGCACCCAGCACGCUGAGAAACCACCAAAGCGGCUGAUGCGGUUUCCUAAGAGACAUCGCCUGUGUUGGGCCGCGCUCUGCAGGAGAGGCUGCUCGUCUCAGUCGCGGAGGUGUGCUGUCGCAUGCGGCCGAGCUCCCGGGCUUUCUCAUGCCGUCUGCACCGGCGGGAAGCAGGGCUCAAUCACCCCUGGUUCAAGGACUAUUAGGACACGUCAGUGAAGCCCCAAAGCGCUUUUGGAGUGCUUUAAAGCAGACACAGGGCAACUGGAGAUUGCUGACAUUGCUGUUAAACUGACAGGUUUGGGACCAGGUCAUGUGUUAUCAGAUUUAAAUAAAGCAUUUGGCUGUAUCGGAGCAAA